Messenger RNA from Syngnathus typhle (broad-nosed pipefish), 1414 nucleotides. Its product is annotated as annexin A1-like. The transcript has 12 exons. Gene Ontology annotation, molecular function: phospholipase A2 inhibitor activity; calcium ion binding; calcium-dependent phospholipid binding. Gene Ontology annotation, cellular component: cytoplasm; plasma membrane. The coding region runs from base 181 to 1221 and encodes 346 amino acids. Gene Ontology annotation, biological process: response to X-ray; positive regulation of prostaglandin biosynthetic process; actin cytoskeleton organization. The record is from RefSeq and is a predicted model, not a curated record. NCBI's taxonomy places the organism in Eukaryota, Metazoa, Chordata, Actinopteri, Syngnathiformes, Syngnathidae.
GAGGCAGUAGACGAUUGGUUCAUCUUGUUCAGGUGACAGGAAGGUCUGGCAGAUUUUUUUCUGCAUAAUCAUCGUCUGAUGGGUGGAGCUCCUUCAAAACUUUCACACCUCAAAUCUACAGGUACAGUGUAGACCGCAUUUAAUACCACAGAUCCGUUUUGAUCAUCUUGCUCAUCAAAAAUGUCUUUCUUCAAGGAUUUUUUCAAAAAUAUCAUUCAUGACAGAAACCCCGAGGAAGAUAAUAUUAAAGUUAAGGGAAAAGUGAUGCCUGUGUUUUACGGAACAGUGGCCCCAUACCCAGAUUUCAGUGCAAGCAAAGAUGCUGCAGUUCUGCAGAGCGCCAUUGAAAGUAAAGGUGUGGAUGAGGAUGUGAUCAUUUCAGUCUUGGUCAAAAGAAACAAUGAACAGAGACAGAAGAUUAAAGCUGUUUUUGAGGCUUCCACUGGCCAGUCGUUGAAUCGUGCUCUCAAGCGUGCGCUGAGGUCCGAUUUAGAGGAUAUCUGUCUGGCCUUAUUGAUGCCGCCAGCCCACUACGAUGCCUACCUGAUCAGAGAUGCAACAAAGAGACUGGGCACUGAUGAAGAUGUCCUAGUGGAGGUUCUGGUAACCAGGUCAAAUGAAGAGAUCAGACAGUUAAAGAGAGUCUAUAAAGAAGAGUACGGAGAUGAACUAGAGGAUGUUAUCAAGGAUGAAACGAAGGGUGAUUUUACCAGAGCCCUUCUGGCUAUGUUGAAAGCAAACAAAGAUGAGAACACAGAAGUUGACAUGAGUCAGGCUCAAAAGGAUGCAGAGACUCUGUUUGAAGCUGGUGAGAAUUCAAAAGGAAUCGACGUCUCUGCUUUCAUAGACAUCCUGACUACACGCAGUGGACCUCAACUCUCCAAAACAUUCCAGAGAUACGCCUGUGUCAGUGACGUGACGCUACCUAAAGCUCUGAACGUAGAGCUGAGGGGAGACAUUGAAGACUGCCUCCUCAACAUUGUGAAAUGUGCAUGGAGCACACCAGCAUUCUUUGCUGAGAAGCUUCACCGAGCUAUGGAGCGCCAUGGAACAUGUGAAGAUACACUGAUUAGGGUGCUGGUGAGCCGCUCCGAGGUUGACCUGAAGAAGAUCUUGGAAGAAUACAGGGCCAUGUAUGACUCAACGCUACAGGAGGACAUACUGAAAGACACGAAACAUCAUUUUGAGAACAUCCUUCUUAAACUCUGUGGACCCCACUGAGAAACCACUUCACUGAAAGUCAGAUGUCUCUCAUGUUUAAAUUGGUGGACAUCACAAUCAUUACUAUUUUAUUUAGUUGAUGCUCUCUUACUGGAUGAACACCAAUCAUGGUGGACACAACAUAAUUUUACCUGCAGCGUGUUUGAUUUUGUUGCAAGUGAUUUAAAAAAUAAACGUGAUAAGUGGCACCACA